AUGUCGACAUCAUAUCAAGUUCCUAACUACUCGCUGUCGGACUACGCCAAGUUUGCCUUGGCUGGUGCCAUCGGUUGCGGUGCCACGCACUCUGCGAUGGUUCCAAUCGACGUGGUCAAGACCAGAAUCCAGCUCGAGCCUCUUAAGUACAGCAGCGGUAUGGUAGGGUCUUUCCGCAAGAUCGUCGGUGAGGAGGGUGCCGCCGCGCUGUUGACCGGGUUUGGCCCAACUCUGCUAGGCUACUCUAUGCAGGGUGCGUUCAAGUUCGGGGGUUACGAAGUGUUCAAGAAGGCGUUCGUGGACGCUCUAGGCUACGAGACCGCCUGCCAGUACCGUACUCCUAUCUACAUCGGUUCUGCCGCGAUCGCCGAGUUUUUCGCGGACAUCGCACUAUGUCCGUUGGAGGCCACGAGAAUCAGACUUGUCUCGCAGCCUACUUUCGCCAACGGUCUUGUUGGCGGCUUUGCACGUAUCCUUAAAGAGGAGGGUAUCGGUUCUUUCUACAACGGUUUCACCCCAAUUUUGUUCAAGCAGAUUCCAUACAACAUCGCUAAGUUUGUCGUUUUCGAGCACGCCGCGAACGCCUACUUCGGUCUUGCUGGCAGCAAGGAGAACUUGAGCACCACUGCUGCCACUGGUAUUAACUUGCUAGCUGGUUUGACUGCUGGUUUAGCUGCUGCUGUGAUUUCCCAGCCUGCCGACACUUUGUUGUCCAAGGUCAACAAGACCAAGAAGGCUCCAGGUCAGUCCACCUUCGGCCUAUUGAUGCAAUUGGCCAAGCAGCUAGGUUUCGUCGGUUCUUUUGCCGGCUUGCCUACUCGUCUCGUGAUGGUUGGUACCUUGACCUCGUUGCAGUUCGGUAUCUACGGCAAGUUGAAGCAGUCCUUGGGCUGCGGUCCUGCCGUUGAGAUCGGCAAGGGCCACUAA
Eremothecium gossypii ATCC 10895 is the source of this 927-nucleotide messenger RNA. RefSeq names its product Mir1p (gene MIR1). The record is from RefSeq and is marked provisional. Gene Ontology annotation, cellular component: mitochondrial inner membrane. Lineage: Eukaryota; Fungi; Ascomycota; Saccharomycetes; Saccharomycetales; Saccharomycetaceae. Gene Ontology annotation, biological process: mitochondrial phosphate ion transmembrane transport. The transcript has a single exon. Gene Ontology annotation, molecular function: phosphate transmembrane transporter activity. Bases 1 to 927 code for a protein of 308 amino acids.